AUGAGUGCUAAACCUAUUGUGAAAUUCACCGUACCAAAUAUGGUCGAUAAAUGGACGAGGUUGGCACUGAGUGUUCGUGGAAAUAUGACGGAUUUGUAUUUCAAUUGUGUGGAGUAUGACAGAUAUAACACGGUCAGGACACCAGUACCUCUACCAUUCGACGCGGGAUCAACGUUGUAUAUCGGCCAGGGAGGUGGAGAGUUUAAUGGAAAAUUCUUGGGUUCUCUGCAAGAGUUGAGCUUGUAUUCCGACCCUGACACAGCAGCUAAGCAUUGUGACGUCAGGCAGGAGAGGCUAAAUGGACACAGACCCAACAGGCAUAAUGGCGAGGGAAGCGGUGGCCUCAUUGACACUGACGACGAAGAUAUGUUCGGUUCUGGCAAUGGCGAAGACAAGACAACAAUGACAGUGAUACCCGUCACCCAAACAAGUACGCCACCAACGGAUCUGUUAGCAGAGUGUUCCACCCUUGAUUAUCAGUAUCGGAUCAUAUCUGGCUUCCUGCUAACACCCACACCAGGACAGUCUAGACAACCACACCAGGACAGUCUAGACAACCACACCAGGACAGGCUAG
This is a messenger RNA of Lineus longissimus, 576 nucleotides long. RefSeq names its product collagen alpha-1(XV) chain-like. The transcript is spliced from 3 exons. The coding region runs from base 1 to 576 and encodes 191 amino acids. Lineage: Eukaryota; Metazoa; Nemertea; Pilidiophora; Heteronemertea; Lineidae. The record is from RefSeq and is a predicted model, not a curated record.